AUGGCAAAAGACAGCGCACCGCAGGAGUUUCCCUGCACACUCACCCUCUCCAUCCCCUUCCCAACCGCGCACCUCGCCCGCACCGCCUCACAGGCCCUCGCCGUCGACGCCGAACUCUCGCCCCUCGUGCGACGCUCUUUCUCCACCACAUCCUCCGAAUCCUCCUCCACGGAAGAAAGAAUACUAAAAGUAGACUACGCCGCGACAACGAACCGCAUGCUCCGCGUAGCAGUAAACGGGUUUUUCGAGAGCCUGGGCGUCGUGCUAGGGGUUAUGCGGGAGUUGGAUGUGGAUGUUGUGCAGGGGGAGGUGGAGGGGGAUUUGAAAGGGGUACAGGGCUUAGAGGUUGGGGUGUGA
Molecule: messenger RNA, 357 nt
Organism: Paraphaeosphaeria sporulosa
Lineage: Eukaryota; Fungi; Ascomycota; Dothideomycetes; Pleosporales; Didymosphaeriaceae
Product: Pcc1-domain-containing protein
Exons: 2
Coding region: 1-357 (118 amino acids)
Cellular component (GO): EKC/KEOPS complex
Source: RefSeq, a predicted model, not a curated record